AGGCUCAUAAACAUUUAGCUACAUUCGAAUACCAAGCGAAUCCCAGUGAAUCGGAACAAAUAUCUUGUAAGUUACUCACAGUUGAAAGGUUCGAAAAUGAUAAAGAUUGCUUUGUUGGUAGCCCUCUUAGGAUGCACGGUUCAAUUUGCUGCAACAAGGGAAUGCUUUGAAUGCCAGUCUCUCAAAUCCAUGGAGGACUGUGUCCAGUCCAUGAAGAAGGUACCGUGCCCGAGGGAAACUGACCGCUGCCGUAAUAUGACCGUGCAGGUCUACGUUCGCAUGCUUGGGGAGAAUGUUACAGGCUUUCAGCGAGGCUGCGCUUCGCAAGACGAGUGUGUCUUCAGCCGUUGCGCGGGUCAUUUCGGGACGAAUUACGGAGAGAACGACAACGCUUACAACGUCUGCAAGAUGAGUUGCUGCACAGGGGAUUUUUGUCCCGAGGGAAAUGUCACCAGUAGUACGGAAGUUCAAAUUGGCCCCAACAAAGGAGCACGAAGCGGAUGUGAUGUCAUUCAUACCAUGAAGUUCUCUUUAGUAGCAAGCAUCUCGCUGUUAAGCUUCAUCAGGGCACUUCUCCCGUGAGCUAUCUUUUUGGGAACAAAGAAGAUAGUAUAGAAGUAACACGCUGCUGUUUACUGAAAUGUGGUGUGCUCGUAUAUUUUUAACUAGCAUUUUUUUCCUUGUCAUAAUGCCGGGCAUAAUGUAAUCUAUUAUUAGGAAAAUAAACAGCUUAUGGAAGUUUUUUCGGAAGACGUACUUUAACUCUCAAAUUUUCGUAGAAAAGAUAUUUUUAAAUAACUUAAAGUACAUUUUCGUUACAGCUCUUUAAUUUAUAGCCCAGUUCUGCAACCGCUUUCAGCGACAUAAGAAUGAAGACAACCAAAUUGAGCUGCAUGGCUAAAAGUUAGACCUGUAUAUGAAAAAAGAAUAAGAUACAGCUGAGAUUCUCGUUACUAGCUCGUGUUGCAGAUACCCAUUUGCCCCGGUGUAAUGCUGUGUUUGCCAUCCUAUCGAAUUGUUUUAACGAUAAACCGUGCCACUUUAGUUGUUCAGGAACCUAAAUGUUGAGUUUUGACCAAAACGACUUGAAAAGGUAGCUUUAAAAUUGGUAUGUUUUUGCCCAACUUCUGGCCUUUUUCGUUUUAUUACUGACAUUGACAUUUGUGUGACGUAGCUAGUUUUCGCAGACCCGACAGAUCUGAAUAUGUUUCGAUGUAAUUAUCGAAAAUCAGAUUAAGCCCUAUUAGAUAUUCAUUCGGGACAAGCGAGUUGCUCUUUUUUUCGUUUUGUUUUAAUUUUUGCGAUCCGCUUUUUCAACUUUUUUUUAUCAAAUUAGGAAAGUAGUAUUAACUAUGUACGUAUGCCAUAAAGGCAUAAAACUAGAAAUUGCGAUUCAUGUGGGUUCGUUGGAAACUAAAGUGAACAGAUUAGUACAUAAUUUUUUUUGUAUUUUCACAGUUGUACGUAUAACUGGUCACUGACAAAUUUUUGAUGAGGUGUUUUUAAGUAAUAAUAUUGCAUAAGACUAGUAUUGAGGAACAAGAUAGUGAAUUUUCUAGGGUGAUACCCUGUGCAGCACGUGUUUCCGUACAAAUUGUCCGCAUUUUGACCGCGUGUGAAUUAAGGUGGCUCCACAGAGUGCAGUGUGUUUGAGGAAACGAUGUAAAACGAUCAUUGUCAACGUUUAUUUUCGUAAACACCUAAUUGUAUGUGCUUGAUUGACGGUUGUAAACGUAUACAUAUGAACGUAGCCUGAUUGGUUGUUAUUUAAUUUUCGCGCGCACUUUAGAACCAAUCAGAGCUAAAUGCGAUGUGAACGCGAACUCUGUGGAGUUCCGUGUUCUUCAGAUUGGAAUUUUCCGACGUUUUUUUCGAGGGAGGUAACACAUUCGUUUCUUUUCUGUUUUCUUUUCUUAACUCGAAAGCAAUUUUAUUAAUAGUUGAAAUAAAGUCACUGAAGGUAAAGCUA
Orbicella faveolata is the source of this 1969-nucleotide messenger RNA. RefSeq lists its product as uncharacterized. NCBI's taxonomy places the organism in Eukaryota, Metazoa, Cnidaria, Anthozoa, Scleractinia, Merulinidae. The record is from RefSeq and is a predicted model, not a curated record.